ACGAAACGGCGGGAAAUGCACUUGUAGCAGUUGCCUCUUGCGCGCGAAACGGAUAGAAUCUCUUCGUACAAUCUAUCCUAUUUAAACUAUUUACCAUUACACUUAAUCCUCGCAAUCUGGAUUCACUUCACUUCCGCCGAACGCCGCUAAACAGCUAUCAAAUCAUCGGAAGUUCAAAAUGCCGGCAAUCCCCGUCCGUCGUUCGCCACGCGUCUCCGGUGGUAGCGAAGUCGCCGGUCAAACGGUUAUUAGGAAUGAGAUCGGAGUCUCCACUCCUUCAAAACGCAAAAUCAGAUCCAAUUCCACUAGUGAAGACGAUGUAGUAACUUCAACUAUAACUCCAUCGCCCAUGGAAAUCUCUCCGUGCAAAUGGAAAUCACCGCGUCGAUGUGUCAAUGACAGCCCUAAGAUUCCUCCUAAUGUGAAUUGCGGAGAUAAAGCAAAAAAUGUGAGCAAAUCACCUGUGAAAAGGAGAUUAUCUGAAAGUUUUCUUGAGAAGCCUAUGUGGAAUCCAAGAGAUAUGGAGCAGUUAAAUGCAGUGAAGGAGGCAUUGCAUGUGUCUAGGGCCCCAUCAAAUCUGGUGUGUCGACAAGUUGAGCAGAAUAGAGUUCUGGAGUUUUGUAAGCAAGCUUUGGAAAAAGAGAAGGCUGGGAGUUUGUAUGUUUGUGGCUGCCCAGGAACUGGAAAGUCUUUGUCAAUGGAGAAGGUCAAAGAGGUCCUGGUUAAUUGGGCAGAUGAGUCUGGCUUUCAGGCUCCAGACAUAUUAUCCGUCAACUGCACUUCUCUGUCAAACACAUCUGAUAUUUUUGGCAAGAUACUUGAUAAAAUUCAACCACGGAGAAAGCUAAAUUGUUCAACAGCACCGUUGCAGUAUCUUCAGAAAAUGUUUUCUGAGAAGCAGCAGCCAGCGGGCACAAAGAUGCUGUUAAUAGUUGCUGAUGAGUUGGAUUAUUUAAUCACAAAAGACAGAGUCGUGCUUCAUGAGCUGUUCAUGCUAACAACGUCUCCUUUCUCCAGAUUUAUUCUGAUAGGAAUUGCUAAUGCAAUAGACCUAGCUGAUAAAUUUCUACCAAAGCUACAAUCCAUGAACUGCAAGCCUGCAGUUAUAACAUUUCGUGCCUAUUCUAAGGACCAGAUCAUCUCCAUUCUUCAGCAAAGAUUUGAGGCAUUUCCUUACACUGUCUUUCAGCCUCAAGCAUUGGAACUAUGUGCAAGGAAAGUUGCUUCUGCAUCCGGAGAUAUGAGGAAGGCUCUAUGGGUUUGCAGGAGCGCAAUUGAGAUGUUAGAAGCUGAAAUAAGAGAUUCUAUCAGCAGCCUUGAUUUACCAUCAUUACAUGGGAGAUUUUCUUAUCAACAGAGAGAUGGUGCUUGUGAUAAAUCACCUAUACACGAAAGCAAUGUUGUUAGGGUUGAUCAUGUGGCUAUUGCUUUAUCGAAGGCAUAUAGAUCACCAGUGGUGGAUACUAUACAAUCACUUCCACAACAUCAACAGAUUAUACUUUGCUCUGCUGUCAAGCUAUUCAGGGGGAAGAAGAAGGAUGCGACUAUAGGCGAGCUGAACAUCUCUUACCUUGAUGUCUGUAAAUCAACUUUAAUACCACCAGUUGGAAUCAUGGAGCUAUCAAGCAUGUGUAGAGUGCUAGGUGACCAGGGGAUUCUAAAGGUAGGAAAGGCUCGGGAAGAAAAGUUAAGUAGAGUAACUCUAAAGGUAGAUGAAGCAGACAUCACCUUUGCAUUGCAGGGAAUACGCUUCUUUCGAAAUUGUCUUCAGCAAGUAUGAUGAACAACUUAGUGCAAGAUUGUGAUUCUCUUUUAUUUAUUUCGUUGCUACAAACGGCCAAUUUAUGGUCCAGACAAGAAGACAUCAAACCUGGUCAAUGCGGCAAUGGAUAGAAGGAAGAACAUCUGGGUCCAUUUAAAUGUUGGCAUUUUCCUUGCGGCUGUCUUUAUCAUACUUUUAGUUCUCAAAGAUUUUAUUAUAGUUGGAAAAAAGUUAUAUAUAGGGAAAAUAGUGACAAAGAGAGUUGUAAAUGUACACUUACGUAGUUACGUGUAACAUAUAAAUUCUAGUGUAUUAUUACCGUAUGCUGAUUCUCAA
Nicotiana attenuata is the source of this 2098-nucleotide messenger RNA. RefSeq names its product cell division control protein 6 homolog B-like. Gene Ontology annotation, molecular function: ATP hydrolysis activity; DNA replication origin binding. Bases 179 to 1780 code for a protein of 533 amino acids. Gene Ontology annotation, biological process: DNA replication initiation; mitotic DNA replication checkpoint signaling; cell division. Gene Ontology annotation, cellular component: nucleus. Lineage: Eukaryota; Viridiplantae; Streptophyta; Magnoliopsida; Solanales; Solanaceae. The record is from RefSeq and is a predicted model, not a curated record. The transcript has 17 exons.